AUGGCCCCCAAGUACACAAACAAGCUCGUCAACCAACGAGUGUUGGUUUUUGGAGGCACCUCUGGCAUUGGCUUCGCUGUUGCUGAAGCCGCCUUCGAGCACGGUGCUCAUUUGGUAAUUUCGAGUUCUAAUCAGUCAAAGCUCGAUAAGACCGUUGCUCGCCUGAAGGAGGCCUACCCUGCGGAAUUCGAAAAGCAAACCAUCACCACCCACGUCUGCGAUCUCUCUGAUACCGCAAACCUCGAUGCCAACCUCGAAAAGCUGUUCCAAGCUGCUACUGACGGCGGUGCUGUUAAGCUCAAUCACAUCGCCACAACUGCCGGCGACGCUCUGAAUCUUCCCAAACUCGCUGAGCUCUCACCCGAUGCCAUCUACGGCGGCAUGGCCGUCCGCUAUGUGGCGCCGGCCAUGAUGGCCAAGUUCAUUCCAAAAUACAUGGAAAACUCGCCAUCCAGUUCUUUCACCCUCACCGGUGGUUUGCGUGGCCAGAAACCUUACCCCGGAUGGACCAUGGCCACGGCCACCUGCUGCGCAAUCGACGGGCUUGUCCGCGGCCUGGCUCUGGACCUCAAGCCUGUGCGUGUGAAUGUAGUUCACCCGGGCGCAGUCAACACCGAGUUGUUCAGAAUGUUCCCUAAAGAAAAACUGGAUGGCAUGCUGAAGAUGUUCCAGGAUGCUUCGACCACCGGGACUGUUGGCAAGCCGGAGGAUCUGGCGGAGAGCUAUAUCUACCUCAUGAAGGAUCACUUCGUCACGGGCAGCACCAUCGAGUCGAACGGUGGCGCAGCAUUGAAAUAA
This is a messenger RNA of Penicillium canariense, 798 nucleotides long. RefSeq lists its product as uncharacterized. Gene Ontology annotation, molecular function: oxidoreductase activity. The transcript has a single exon. Bases 1 to 798 code for a protein of 265 amino acids. The record is from RefSeq and is a predicted model, not a curated record. NCBI's taxonomy places the organism in Eukaryota, Fungi, Ascomycota, Eurotiomycetes, Eurotiales, Aspergillaceae.